AUGGCUAGUAGGAGGUCUGCAUGUCAGAAUUGGAGAUACUCUGUUGGGCCUAGGAUCUUCAAGAUAAUUGAGAAGAACAAGCUAGGUUCAUCACAAUGCAUUCCUAGAUUGGUUGGUGAGAAAUUGUAUCAAGUGAGCCACAUUUAUGGUGGAGAAUUUGUUGUAGACCUUAGAGCAAAGACAUGCUCUUGUAGGAGGUGGAAUUUAUGUGGAAUACCAUGUCCCCAUGCAAUCUCAACAAUAGAUGUGAAAACCCAAUUGCUUAUGUGGAUGGUUGUUAUAAGCUGGAGACUUAUAUGA
Molecule: messenger RNA, 300 nt
Organism: Prunus armeniaca (apricot)
Lineage: Eukaryota; Viridiplantae; Streptophyta; Magnoliopsida; Rosales; Rosaceae
Source: the annotation of a GenBank genome assembly